AUGUGGAUCAUCUCGGCAAGCUCGACCCGAGGGCCGCUAGCUCUUCGACUGCCACCGGGCGCUCAGCACCGUCGACGGGACGAAGAACCUGUGGCCGCGGCCGGCCGUGGUAGGGCUGCAGCCGUGAGGAACAGUACACGCAACCAUCGCCGGCAGGGAGUUCCGCAUCACCAGCACCCCGUGCAAGCACUUUCUGGUCGGCCAGGUCACUGGGACUCUGGUCGAGCCAGAUUCGUUCGGCAUGCGCGAGGACAGCAACUAAUCCAACGCUAUAUACAUUCCCGACGACACUUGUACAUUGACGAGCUGGAGCAGAUUCAAGAUGGCGUGCACGUGACGGCGACGAUUAUUGACAUGGGCAAUGCCAACUUUGAACUUCCGAUCGGUGCGUUCCAGAUCAACAAGAAUGGUAAACAGGCAUUGCGACUAGCCAGGCGCAUUCCCUGGCGCUGA
Aspergillus brunneoviolaceus CBS 621.78 is the source of this 453-nucleotide messenger RNA. RefSeq lists its product as uncharacterized. NCBI's taxonomy places the organism in Eukaryota, Fungi, Ascomycota, Eurotiomycetes, Eurotiales, Aspergillaceae. The transcript has a single exon. The coding region runs from base 1 to 453 and encodes 150 amino acids. The record is from RefSeq and is a predicted model, not a curated record.